Sphaeroforma arctica JP610 is the source of this 601-nucleotide messenger RNA. RefSeq lists its product as hypothetical. The record is from RefSeq and is a predicted model, not a curated record. The annotation marks the transcript as partial. Lineage: Eukaryota; Ichthyosporea; Ichthyophonida. The transcript has a single exon.
GAAUGAACAGAACGCCGCCAUCGUCGAUCAGCUCAAAUGUAUCAACAAUCCCACUCGUCCGGCUACUAAUCAUGUACACUGGUCAAACGACAUAGAAAACUCUGGCUUCACUGUCACCGACAUGACCACCCUUGCCGAUGGCAUAGUACCUUUAAAUACGUAUGGCAAGGAACUACGUCUCAAAGCGAAAUACACUCGUUCCCUUCACCAUCUUCGUCGCGCACAACGUCAAAACAAAGCGGACAAAGCUUUUCGCCGGGCUGCUGUACCGCACGCUUGCUCUAGCGCCAACAAAGCCCUCAAAUUGCUUGCUAAUCAGCCCCCACAACUCGCGCUCGAGCCGGAGCCUCCCGGCGAUAUACCCUUCCAAAUUAACACGACAUCACCUCCAUCGCCACGACCUCCACACACACACCGUCCACAUGAUGGCACUAUCGACGAACUCUACAGAAUAUGCGCAGCAAUACACAUUAACCUACUUACCCCUCAGUCCAUCAAAGCGGCUCUUCGUGGCAAUGAUGCUGCUCUGUGGCGCGAAGCCAUCGAACGCGAGUUACACAGUCUACAAAAGUCCGGCACCUACGACUUGCUUACACCGGAA